AAUAAAGUGACGUCAGAGAAAUAUGCAGUUACGGAUAUAUCCUCGUAGAACAAAAUGUGUAGAGAAUGAAACACUCAAAUGGAGCAAGAUAUACGAAACUGCGGGAAAAUAUUGAAAACGAAAAGCCGACCGAGUGACGACGUGCUACCAUGAAGAUGCUAACAGUUUGGGUAUCCGUGAUAUACACGUUACUUCAACUUGCUCAAUGUGAUUCGAAUGAGGAACGCCAUACAGCAAAAAAAAUGAGAAUGACACCUAAAGAAGCCUUGUAUGUCGUCUAUGCAGUGGAGGCUGGUUCGUGCGUUUCUGGCACUGACAACUUUCUAGAUGUGGUUUUCAACUAUUCUUCGUGGCGCCAUGUCACCAAACCAGGCAUUCACACAUCAAACUACCUCUCUAUGAUUAUAUCGAUGGACCACAACUUCAACAGACUUGACGAUAAAAUGUUCUAUUCACUGGCACGCGGCAAUAUCUAUGGCGAGAAACAUAUCUAUGGGUCGGGUAUUGGUAUCCAGCCCGGAGUAUAUGACAACCACCAUAGCCCGAGAUUCUGCCCAUAUGCCUGUAAGAAGAAUAAGACCGUCGUCGUUUUCGACAUUGCAGACAACUACGACUAUCUGUCGCCAACAAAUAAAUGGUACCAGAAUAUAAAAGUAAAGGAUUUUUCGAAGGUGCCAAUAAUAGAAGACAUAAUAACAUUCAACCCCGCUGACCCUUCUCAAGCGAAUAUCUCCUUUCGACAGCCCAUUGUGUCGUAUGAAGAUGGACAAUGGACGUUACCAUACUUCAACUGUGGUGGUGGCGACAUCUGGAUAGUGUCGUACACAUUGCCUAUUCUCGCAAUUAGUCCAUCAGGACUGCCAGUAUGUCAAGGUGUCCUUACAAUGGAUAUAGAACUGACCGACGUUGACAUCAACCAAUGUGACAUAGAAGGCAAUGAAAUACUACAUGAAUUCGGUAGCACACAUAACUGCCAACCUACAACGAAGUGUGUGCCUGUAAAAGGACAAGGUUUUAAACGUGGAACAUACCUGUGUGUUUGUGAAGAUGGCUACUACUUCCCAGACCCGACGGCAAAAGUCAAAGCUUACAAUGGCACCGUCGUCGAAGAAUACAGCGACUUGAAAAACGCGUCCGAUAUGGCGUCACGGUUUAGAUGCUUACCGUGCUCCAGGGGCUGCCAUACCUGUGUUGAUCCGUCCCCGUGUAUCUUCCAGAACAACUACAUUAUCAGAAACGUCAUCGCGUGUAUGAUCGUCUUAAUGAUCAUUGCUUGUUGCUGCAUCUCACUCGUUGUUCUGAUAUACAAGAAUGUUCUGAUAAUCAAGACGGCCAGCCCAGUGUUUCUUCACCUCAUGUGUCUUGGAGCGAUCAUCAUGUGCUGCCAUAUGUUAGUUUUAUACCCAGAAGCGACAGACAACCUAUGCAUCGCUGAAAUGUGGCUCUUUCACACUGGAUUUGCAAUUAUGUAUGGAGCUCUCAUUAUAAAGACAUGGAGGAUAUCUGUGUUAUUCACCGUGGGUAUGACCAAGAAAAUAAAUCUCCAAGACUCAACUCUUCUAACCGGAAUGCUGAGGACGGUUCUGUGUAUGAUUGUGUAUAUGGCGUGUUGGACGGUGAUCGAUCCGCCCUUAACGACACCAAGAACGGCAAACAACAAUCUCAAGUUCUUUGAGUGUGUAGACUCAGCCUGGACUUAUGUCAUUAAUGGAAUCGAAGCUACGCUAUUGUUGUAUGGAAUUUACCUGUGUUACGUCGUCCGGAAGGCACCUGUGUAUUUCAACGAAAGCAAGUACAUCACCUGGUCAAUAUACAACGCAAUUGUUAUCGGCAACUUUAUAUUUAUUUCAACAAAAGUGUUGGCCGCGACCACUGGACCUGAUACCUUGUAUGUACUGAACUUGGUCCUGUUACAGGCUUAUGUCACAGUCACGAUAGCGCUCAUCUUUGUGCCAAAGUUAUGGGCAUUAAAAUAUCCGGGACACACUUCUACCUCGUCCAUUACGAAUUGGAAAUCAUAUGAAGUCUCAAUCAGCCAUGUGACUAUUCCACAAGGUGACAAGACUACACAAACAGAUGAUGGAGAGCUAUUACCCAACUAGAGAAAGGAUGUUGGACGCUUAUCAGCAAAUGACCAACUGGCUGCAUCUCGGAGUUCUCUGAGGGUUGUGACAGGUGAAGACUCCGUACCGGGCCGAGUGCCACCGUGACAGUACACUACCUUUCACGUCAGUGUAACAAGCCCACAGUUUAAAUAUUCAUAACCCUCCACAACACUGUCCGAUACUUAUUUUUGGAACUGGAGUUUCUUGUUCAGUAAAUUCAUUUGUAUACG
Gigantopelta aegis is the source of this 2335-nucleotide messenger RNA. RefSeq names its product probable G-protein coupled receptor CG31760. Gene Ontology annotation, molecular function: G protein-coupled receptor activity. Gene Ontology annotation, biological process: G protein-coupled receptor signaling pathway. The record is from RefSeq and is a predicted model, not a curated record. Bases 150 to 2102 code for a protein of 650 amino acids. The transcript is spliced from 13 exons. Lineage: Eukaryota; Metazoa; Mollusca; Gastropoda; Neomphalida; Peltospiridae. Gene Ontology annotation, cellular component: membrane.